ACGCAGCGAAGCGGGGAGAGAGAGAGAGGGAGAGAUUGGAAAUGGUGGAGAACGCAACCACGACUUCUUCUCCUCCGACAACGUCUAAUCAUGAUACGAAUGCAAAGGUUUUAACCAAUACAUCCAAAAUGAGAGAAGAAGGCGAGCUAUCUGCUUCGGAGAACGAGGAGUUUGCAGGUUCUCAGUUCCCUGAAAGCACCACUCUUCCAGGGGCUCUAUUGAACAAGGAUAACGAUGUUGUUGAGAUGGGGAAAUCUGUUGUGACUCACAAUCCUACAUCCUCUGCUGUGGCAAGAACUUCUGUGCAUCUGAAUAAUCGUAAAGGUACAGAGAAGUAUCGGGUGCCAUUUGUGAUUAGUUUCUCAGAUGAUGACAGUGGCAGUGAUUCUGAAGGAGAAAGGAAAGGAAACACGAUGGACUCUGAUGACACAACAAGAGGAGUCAUCGAGAAUAGAAAAUUGUCCACUUCAUUGGGGAACUCACGAUUGAUGCAACAAACUGCCAAAACUAACACCAGGAUACCCAAAAACUUUUCUACAAGUCGUACAUUUGUUUCAUCAAUGAACAGAGUUAAUGGAACCUCAUUCAAGAGUGGUGGAGGCACAUUUGUUGGGCCAAAAUCUCAACCUAAAAAAUCUAGUGCCCCUGGCAAAAAUAAAGUAGGCCAAAACGUCCAUAUUAACAGCAGUAAGCUCCAAGACUUAAGGCAAUUGAUUGCAAUUCGUGAAAAUGAGUUGAAGAGUCGAGCUGGCAAACAUGAUAAGGAGGUAGCUUCAAGUUCAUUAAAGAAUAGUGCAAAUGCGACUUUGAAGAGCACCGCUGUUAGGAGCAGAGAUUCUGCUGAACGCUUACUUGUUGAACCAAAGGAGCCAGAAAAGAAGCGACUCAAAGUUAGCGAGCCUCCUACAAACACUCUAAUUUCUGUUGGCCAACAUGAUAGGCCUUCUACAGAAUCUACAUUAGUGGCCAGAAUUUCUGCCCUUGAAAGUGAUGGCCUGAAGGGUAGAUAUGAUGGUAACUAUUGUGACAAAGAAAUUCUAACCGGAACAAGGCAGUCGAGUGCAAUGCAGCAGAUUAAUACAGUGAAAAAUCACACCCCUUCAACGAAUCUACCAUCAGGUACCAGCAUAGUCAGGAAUAGUAGGCGGCACAACAGGAUCACAAACCUGGCGGAGUCUUCUGCACCAUUAACAGCUAAAACUUCUCCACAUAGACAGGGAUGUUUGAACAAUUCAAGCUUUUGGAAUCAUUUUGGUGCCACAAACAUGUCAAAAACUGGUGACAUGGAUAUUAAAUCGCUACUAGAGAUUGAGGAAUUGCAAGACAAGGAACUGGAUGAAGCACAGGAGCAUCGGCGCAAAUGUGAAAUUGAAGAAAGAAAUGCUCUAAAAGCUUACCGCAAGGCUCAGAGGGCGUUGGUGGAGGCUAAUGCUAGAUGCUCCUAUCUUUAUCAUAAAAGGGAAUUAUUUUCUGCUAAUCUUCACUCCCAUGUGAUGGAAGACUCGAGCAUGUUCUGGUCGAAUAUGCCGCUUGAGCACACUGGAGCUCAUGUGAACACUAUGACUAACAUGUCAGAAAAUAAUAUGCACUUGGUACCGAUUUCACGUCAUCAACUACAGAAUGACUUCCAUCUUCGAGAUCAACAUCAGUAUGGUUUAAAUGUCAGGUCUACAGAUGAUCUGCGUGAAGAUGGAAAAAAUUUGGUUUCUGAAUCAUGCGGUGAACCUGAUACCAGUGCAUCAGAGCCUCAGGAGGAAGAAAAAACAAAUGACGUAUGCUCUUCACUGCAUGAGACUAAUACUUUAGGCGAGGAUGAACAAACAUCUGCCUUUGAGCUUAAAGCUGGUGAUUCCAGUCUAGAUAGUCAAGGGGAAGGGAUAUGUAGUGAAAGGACGAAAGAAAUAAACGAUGAUACAAUGACCCUUGACCCCACUGAAGACUCGUUGCUUCUUGAAGCAACAUUGAGGUCUCAACUGUUUGCAAGGUUAGGAAUUAAAACUUCAAAGAAGAAUGAAUUGGGUCAGAGCAUGGAGACUGCGGUUGAAAGAGAGGAUGGGGAAAUAAUGGAAGGUGCUGGAAACAUACCAUCUCCGGAGACAGAGAAGGACCAACUUAAUGAUUUUGAAGAUGUCGGGAGGUCAGAGAAAAGUAUAUCCGAGUAUCCUAUGGGUAUCAAGGACCAGUGCCCUGCUGAGAAGUUUUCUGUUAAUAAUGGAUCUUCUUUGGCUGAGCCAAUUCUGAGAAGUUCUUUUGGUUAUGCAAAGUUCACCUCCGACAUGAAUUCUAUGCCUUCACAUACCAAAAACCUGCAGAUCCACACUAAUGAUAUAUAUGAUGAGAAGAAAGUCGUUGAUGGUGUUUGUGGGGCCACACUUACUGAUAUAGUUUCCAAUGCAAACAAAAACUCCUUAUUGGACAUGUAUGUCCCUGAAGUUGGUUCUUGCUCCAACAACUUAGCAAUCAACCCCUUUUGGCCUUUUUGCAUGUUUGAGCUACGAGGUAAAUGCAACGAUGAUGAUUGUCGUUGGCAACAUCUCAAAGAUUAUUCAUCCAGAAGCAUUGAUUGUAACAACAGUGAUAAUGUACUUGGAUCAUCAUUGCAGAUGAGAAAUGGUGCAACUAUUGUUUCUAAGUGCCUUGGUUCUCUUCCUUUGGCUCCACCUACUUAUCUUGUGUGCUUGGACAGUUUGAAGGGUGAUUCACAUCCAUAUAAAUAUCUUGUAGCUCAUACUGUUAAACAACGCUGGCAGAAGUAUUUUAGUGCUUCCUUGGUUGUUUCAAGUUCACUUCUAGGGGAUUUGCACUCAGAUGAGCCAUGUCUGCAUGGCCCUGAAGCGCGCAUUGAGAUCCAUGGGGUUUGGAAUAGGCAAUCAUCAUUUUUUCAUGGUAAAAAUGUCAAAGAGGGUCUGUCAGAUCAGCUUAUGGAUGACACUAAUCAGCCUCUUGAAAUAGCUCUUCUUACUCUCAGUAGAGAGGUUAACAAGCAGAAGGGACGUAGAGAGGCUCUUAUAGUCAUCGCUCGAGCCCUCGAAGAACAUCCUACAUCUGCACUUCUCUGGAUUGUCUAUUUGCACAUUUACUAUGGCAAUCAGAAGUCUAUUGGAAACGAUGACCUGUUUUGUCAUGCGGUAUGUGCAUGGUUGUCUUUCUCUCAUUUUCAGUAUCAUAUUAUCAGGAGCUUAAACCCCAUACUCUGCUAUCUAUAUGCUGCGUGUUUGCUCAAAAAUGGUUCCAUUCUGGGUGAAGAAGCUUCUUUACACAGCUUUUUGAACAUGUUGAACCGCUAUCUAACGGAUUCCCGUGCUUUGCCUCCUUCUGAACCACUUUCUAGAAGCUUCAUCAAAAGCAUCAGGAACCCAAAGACGCAAAAACUCGUUAACGAUCUACUGACUCCCAUCUCAUCUGAUUUCUCUCUAGUGAACUUAGUUCUUGAAUCAUGUUUUGGGCCGUCUCUCUUACCACCUCAAUCUUCUGAAAGAGUAACAGACAUUGUAGAUUUCGCCGAAGCACUGAUGGAGAUGAGGCCAGGGAAUUAUCAGCUAGCACUCUGUAUCUGCAAGACGUAUUCAGGAGUGAAUGCCAGCAUUAGUUUCUGGGCAAGUGCGGUUUUGAUGGAUUCUCUGUUUCAGGCGGUUCCAGUUGCACCGGAAUCUGUAUGGGUGGAGGCAGCCGGUAUGUUAAAAAGAUUAGCAGAUUUUACGUCUAUGUUGGAGAGUUUUCACAAAAGGGCGUUAUCGGUUUACCCUUAUUCAAUGAGACUGUGGAAAUCAUAUGUGGGGUUAUAUGGUAAUAAUAGUGAUGAGGUAAAUAGAGUGAUGGAAAUGGCUAGAAAAAAGGGUAUAAAGCUUUUGAUUGACCAAAUAGGAGGUUGGUUGUAGAUAAACCAAAUUUUGCAGCAAAUAUUGUGUAUUUUUGUUUUGAUAGAAGAAAAAGAAAGAGAUAAGUAUAAAAAUACAUGAUGAUGAAUAGAAAUAGGCACUGUAUGCAAAUGGCUGCAGUUGCUUUACAAGCUACUUUUAACUCAUUGGCAUUUUUUAU
Molecule: messenger RNA, 4038 nt
Organism: Cynara cardunculus var. scolymus (artichoke)
Lineage: Eukaryota; Viridiplantae; Streptophyta; Magnoliopsida; Asterales; Asteraceae
Exons: 10
Coding region: 42-3878 (1278 amino acids)
Cellular component (GO): nucleus; exosome (RNase complex)
Source: RefSeq, a predicted model, not a curated record